This is a messenger RNA of Mucor mucedo, 3761 nucleotides long. RefSeq names its product NUC173 domain-containing protein. Lineage: Eukaryota; Fungi; Mucoromycota; Mucoromycetes; Mucorales; Mucoraceae. The coding region runs from base 19 to 3672 and encodes 1217 amino acids. The record is from RefSeq and is a predicted model, not a curated record. The transcript has 9 exons.
CUUUGCCCUUAAACAAUCAUGGAGUCUAAACUCGAAAGAAUAAGAAAGCAAGCCAACUCCAAGUUGGCAAACCAGAAAUUGUAUGGUCAAACCUUGAUUGCCAUUGAAGAGACUAUCAGCGAGCAAAACGAAGCAUUAUCUCCUACCGCAUACUUUGGUGCUUUGAUGACUACUUUGCAAUCCUCUCAAGGAUCUAGCGAAUUAGUAGGUGCUUUGCUUUAUAUUUUGGAUGAAGUUUUCCCUUUUCUUCCUCAUUCUGUGCUUAGAUCCAAGUUUGCUGAUGUAAUUGCAGUUCUUGAAACCAUUUUUGAAGCACACAAGGAUGAACAACCUAUUGUCCGUUCUUUCCUUGGCUGUCUUCAAGAACUCUUGGCUGUUCAAGAUGGACCCAACUGGAACAUGCCAACCACCAAGAAGGCAUAUCAACAAUUACUUAUUUUGAGUGCUAACGCUUCUCCCAAGGCACGUAAGAGAGCCCAAGAUGCUGUUCGCAACAUUUUGUCUAGACCUCCUCCACCUACUCUUAUUCAUCCUGCUGCCGAAAUGACUGCUGAUUUCAUUCUUAGAGUUUUACACGAAACAUCAAAGUCCGAUCAACACGCUGCUCAACAAAUGCUUGCAUUACUUCAAACCAUUGUUCCUUACUGGCCUCCUCACAAAUUCUCUGUCUUAUGUCAGACCUUACUUCAACUCCCCAAAUUCAACAACAUUUUCCUCACCAAGGCUGCUUUCGAUGUAUUUGAAGCCCUUUUCGAUGCUCAAGAGACUGAUAUGGAUGCCGAGAAAUUCGCUGGUUUAUUACGCGCUAUUUGUGAACUGAAACCUGCAGCUGUCGAUGAACGUCUUUUACCCACUUGGCUUUUAAUUAUUGGAAAGGCUUUCCCUUCUUAUGCCAAGUCUAACCCCGCUCAAUGCGCCAAUGAUCUUUCUACUGUCUUCAAUUUGAUCUUUAACGAUUUCCAACAAGAUUCUAGAUGUCAUCGCCAAAUUGCCAACUGUUUGAGCACAUUGAUUGAAUAUUGUAUUACCGACGAUCUUAUUGCUCAAGCCAGUGCUGGCCAAUCAAAUGGACUUGUAGAGAUUAUCAAGUCUCUUGAGGCUGGCUUGGGUGUUCAUUUCCAACCUGCUUGGGUUCAUGUCAUGACUGUUCAACAAGCCAUGUUCAACAAAUUAAACCAUUUCGCCGCUCCCUUGAUGAAUGGUUGUUUAGCUUUGCUCGGUGAGCUUCGUCUCGCUCCCAACGAAUCUUAUAAAGAACAACUCGAUAAGACACUUGGUGUUGCUAUUUCCACUAUGGGCCCCGAGUUUUUCUUAAACAUUCUUCCUCUUAAUCUCGAAUCACCUACCUCUUCUUCUCACGUCGGCCGUGCUUUCUUGCUCCCUCUUUUAAAGACAUAUACUACCAACACCACACUUUCCUACUUUGUCAAUGUUCUCAUCCCUCUUGGUGAUAGACUCGCCGCUAAGGGAGAGGCUGCUGCUGCCCGUGAUUUAGAAAUGCAAGCCAAGGUUUAUGAAACUUUGGUAAACCAAAUCUGGAGUUUGGCUCCUGGUUUCUGUGAUCUCCCCAUUGAUCUCACUACCGCUUUCAACGAUUCCGUCGCAGAAAGAUUCAGUUCUUUGCUUUAUACUCAACCCGAAUUACGUCCUACCAUUGCCCAAGCUCUUCAACUCUUGAUCGAAAAGAACCAAGCUUUGGUCAAGUCCUCCGCUGACGAUGCUCAUUUAUUAAGAGCAUAUGGUUUAACUAAGGCUCAAGCUGCGGCCAACUUGGGUUUCAUGAGCAAGUUUGCUGUAAAUUACUUGGCUGUUUUCUUCAAUGUCUACAGUCAAAUUGCUCCCCAAGUCCGUGGUUUCAUGGCCGAAGUAAUUAAGGCUUAUCUUACUGUUACCACACCUGAAGAUAUCAACACUACAUUCAAAAAGGUUCUUGCAAUGCUCUCUCAAGCUUUGGAAUCCAAGGAGACAGCACCUAGCAACGAUCCUUCUAUCCCCCCUCCCAUGUCUCACACCAUGUUGGAUCUUGCUACUAUCAUGAUCCCCUUCUUGGACUUGGAAUCUGCCGAACUUUUAUACAACGGUACACUUCAACAACUUUUAUCCAAGGAAAGUGAUCCCACUUUACAAAAGAAGGGUUACAAGGUUCUUAACCAUUUGAUGAGCUGUCCCAAUGGUCGUCAAAUCAUGGCCAACCAUAUUGAAGAGUUGCAAAACCAUUUGUUAAAUGCUACUGUCUCUUGUACCAAUGCCGCCAAAAAGGAUCGUAUCAAGACCUUGAAGGAAGUUGUCUCUCUUUUACCCAACACUGAUCUUCAUUUCAUCCCUGCUAUUCUCUCCGAAGUUGUAUUGGCCUCCAAGGAUAACAAUGAAAAGACUCGUAACUUUGCCUUUGAUCUUUUGGUUAGCAUGGGUAACAAGAUGAAGGAAGGUGGUGUUAUCAAGAACAGUCGUUUAGAAGGUUUUGAUGAAUCUUUCCCUGAUGCUGAAGCCAAUAUUGCCGAAUUCUUCACCAUGGUUACUGCUGGUUUAGCUGGUACCACUGCUCACAUGAUUGGUGCCACUGUCGGUGCUCUUUCUCGUAUCUUUUUUGAGUUCAAGGAUGAGUUACCCGCUGAAUUAGCCUCUGAAUUACUUCAAACAAUCAAUGUCUUGGCUGCUUCCAACAACCGUGAAAUUGUUAAAGCUGCUGUAGGAUAUGUCAAGGUGUGUAUUGUUGUAUUGGAUGUCAGAAUCCUCGAACCUCAAUUGGAAAACAUUGUGCGUUCUUUGCUCAAGUGUCAACAACAACACAAGAGUCAUUUCAAGGUUAAAAUCAGACACAUGUUUGAACGUUUGAUCCGUAGAUUCGGUUAUGAUACCAUUGCUAAUUUGAUGCCUGAAGAAGAUCGCAAGAUGAUUGUCAAUAUUCAGAAGCGUCGUUUGAGAGCCAAGAGAAGAAAGGGAGCCAACAAUGCCGAGAGUGACGAUGAAGAGGAAGAUGUUUCUGCUCGUGCUAGUGCCAAGAAGGGUGCUUUCCAAGAUGCUUACGAAGAAGUCCUUUACGGUUCCGAGAGUGAAAUUGAUGAUGAUGAUUCUGAAGACGAAACCCUCAAGACAGUGAAAGCUGCUGUUACUGCACAAAAGCAAAAACAAAAGAAGAAGAACAACAAUGUGUCGAAUGCAUUUAUUCGUGAAGAUGGUGAGGAUGGACCUCUUGAUUUCUUGGAUCGUUCUGCUUUAGGUCGUAUUUCAUCCAACAAACCCACUCAACGUAAGAUGAAGAGUAGUAAGGGUGCUUUCGCUGAGGGCGAUGAUGGUCGUCUCAUGAUUAGUGAACCCAAGGACCACCAAGAAGAAGAAAAGAUUGAACAAGGUGAAGAUUACUACAUGCAACACAUCACAAAUCCCGAUGGUUUUACCCGUGAUAAGAGAAACAGAAUCAAGUUCAAGAAGGGUAAGGAUGCUGUUGAUGAUGCCAUGGAAGUGGAUGAUGGUGAGGAGGGUAAAAAGCCCAAGAGAGCUCCUCAAAAAUACGAAAAGAUUGGUAAAGAGUUUAGAUCAAAGAGAGCUGGUGGUGAUGUUAAGCGUAAGGGUCAAAUGGAUCCUUUCAGUUAUGUUCCUUUGAACAAGGUCAUCAAGAAGAAGGGUAGACGUGAUGAAAAGGUGACUUACACUGGUCGUUUAAAGAAGUAAAACAUUUUUGAUACAUAAUCCCCCCCUCCUACCACACCCUCAUUCCUCAAAUAUAGUUAGCUAGAUGUAAAUACAUAAUAAAAUAUUUU